Blastomyces gilchristii SLH14081 is the source of this 342-nucleotide messenger RNA. RefSeq lists its product as uncharacterized. The coding region runs from base 1 to 342 and encodes 113 amino acids. The transcript is spliced from 4 exons. Lineage: Eukaryota; Fungi; Ascomycota; Eurotiomycetes; Onygenales; Ajellomycetaceae. The record is from RefSeq and is a predicted model, not a curated record.
AUGGAACGCCCCUAUCUAAUCAUAAUUGUCACUGAUGGAUGCCCAACUGGUGAAUCGGAGGAUGAACUACGCGACGCAAUACUAGAGUGCAGCAAAUUCCUUGGGGCAAAAGGCUACAGGAAAGACGCGGUCCGAUUCUGCCUCAGCCAAAUCGGAACGGAUGAUGACGCAAAAGCCUUUAUGAACAAACUGGAUAUGGAUCAUGAAGUUUUGGAGGUGCUUUACAGGACACCCGAACUCAUCGAUGCGAGAUACGAUGAGCUGAGACAUAACAAAGAUGAACUAGAAGAUUGGUUACUCUCCAUGUUGCUGUCUCCAGUGCAGGCCUUGAAUGCUGAAUAA